This is a messenger RNA of Loxodonta africana (African savanna elephant), 5888 nucleotides long. RefSeq names its product NUAK family kinase 1 (gene NUAK1). Gene Ontology annotation, cellular component: cytoplasm. The transcript is spliced from 7 exons. Gene Ontology annotation, molecular function: protein serine/threonine kinase activity; ATP binding. Gene Ontology annotation, biological process: intracellular signal transduction; protein phosphorylation. The record is from RefSeq and is a predicted model, not a curated record. The coding region runs from base 407 to 2419 and encodes 670 amino acids. Lineage: Eukaryota; Metazoa; Chordata; Mammalia; Proboscidea; Elephantidae.
CCGGGCCGACUGCGCGCCGCCCCCGCCCAGUCUGCCCGUCCUCUCGGGGAGGGGUUGGGGGGCGCGGCGCCCACAUAACACUCCCCCUUCAGCGCUCGGAGCCACCCCUCUCCCCUCCCUCCUGCAAACACCACCGCCUCCCCAGCCACCGCCGCCACCUCGCCCGACGUUCCGCAGCUCGCCGCGGCCGGGGGGCGGUGCGCGGCCGGUGCGCGCCGGGGGCGCCAGAUGUGCAGUCCCCGCCGCCACCAGUGACCAAGUCGCAGCCCGAGCGCGAUCCGGGCCGCCUCCUCAAUGCUGCGGGGGCGACCUUGAGCGCACCCGCAUUGCCUCGGCUGGGACCCCGACACUUCGAGCGCUGUGCCCCGGUCCUGCCCUCUCCAACCCGGUCCGCCUGCGUUUGGACAUGGAGGGGGCCGCCGCGCCCGCGGCAGGGGACGGCCCCGACUUGGGGUCGGGGGCGCCGGGCUCUCCCCUGGAGGCGGCGACGGGGGCGACCGCAGCCCCCGCGGCGGCUGCGGCGGUAGCCCCGGAGCCCAGGAAGCCACACGGGGUGAAGCGACAUCACCACAAGCACAACCUGAAGCACCGCUAUGAGCUGCAGGAGACCCUGGGCAAAGGCACCUACGGCAAAGUCAAGCGGGCCACGGAGAGGUUCUCUGGCCGAGUGGUUGCUAUAAAAUCCAUUCGUAAGGACAAAAUUAAGGAUGAACAGGACAUGGUUCACAUCAGACGAGAGAUUGAGAUCAUGUCAUCCCUCAGCCAUCCUCAUAUCAUCAGUAUUUAUGAAGUGUUUGAAAACAAAGAUAAGAUUGUGAUCAUCAUGGAAUAUGCGAGCAAAGGGGAGCUGUAUGAUUACAUCAGCGAGCGGAGACGCCUCAGCGAGAGGGAGACCAGACACUUCUUCCGACAGAUUGUCUCUGCUGUGCACUAUUGUCACAAGAACGGUGUGGUCCACCGGGACUUGAAGCUGGAAAAUAUACUGCUCGAUGACAACUGCAAUAUUAAGAUUGCUGACUUUGGCCUUUCCAACCUGUACCAGAAGGACAAGUUCUUACAAACAUUUUGCGGGAGCCCGCUUUAUGCAUCGCCUGAAAUUGUCAAUGGGAGGCCUUACCGAGGGCCAGAGGUGGACAGCUGGGCCCUGGGUGUAUUGCUCUACACUCUGGUUUACGGAACAAUGCCCUUCGAUGGUUUCGAUCACAAAAACCUCAUUCGGCAGAUCAGCAGUGGAGAGUACCGGGAGCCCACACAGCCCUCAGAUGCUCGAGGGCUCAUUCGGUGGAUGCUGAUGGUGAACCCUGAUCGCCGGGCCACCAUUGAGGACAUCGCCAACCACUGGUGGGUGAACUGGGGCUACAAGAGCAGCGUCUGUGACUGUGACGCCCUUUGCGACUCCGAGUCCCCGCUCUUGGCUCGGAUUAUCGACUGGCACCACCGCUCCACUGGGCUGCAGGCUGAGGCUGAAGCCAAAAUCAAGGGCCUGGCCAAACCUGGUGCCUCUGAAGUUAUGCUGGAGCGACAGCGGUCACUGAAGAAGUCCAAGAAGGAGAAUGACUUUGCCCAGUCCAGCCAGGACAUGGUACCUGAAAGCCCGUCCAAGUUAAGUUCUAAGAGGCCCAAGGGGAUCUUGAAGAAACGAGGCAACAGUGAGCACCGGUCCCACAGCACCGGCUUCAUCGAAGGGGCCGUCAGUCCCACCUUCCCCUCUGCUUUUAUGAUGGAGCAGGACUUAUGCCGGACAGGCGUGCCCCUCACUAGCUCCCCCGAGGCUGAGGUGCCUAGUAAACUCAGCCCGAAGCAGUCGGCCACCAUGCCCAAGAAAGGGAUCUUGAAAAAGACCCAGCAGAGAGAAUCGGGUUAUUACUCCUCCCCAGAACGGAGCGAGUCUUCAGAGCUGUUAGACAGUAAUGAUGUGAUGAGCAGCAGCAUCAUCCCCUCUCCCAGCCCCCCGGACCCAGCCAGGGUGAGUGCCCACAGCCUCUCCUGCCGGAGGAAGGGCAUCUUGAAACACAGCAGCAAAUACUCAGCAGGCACCAUGGACCCGGCCCUCAUCAGCCCUGAAAUGCCCACACUGGAAUCCUUGGCGGAGCCCGGCGUCCCUGCCGAGGGCCUCUCACGGAGCUACAGCCGGCCUUCCAGCGUCAUCAGCGACGACAGUGUCCUGUCCAGCGACUCCUUCGACUUGCUGGAUUUGCAGGAGAAUCGUCCCGCCCGCCAGCGCAUCCGCAGCUGUGUCUCUGCCGAAAACUUUCUCCAGAUCCAGGACUUUGAGGGGCUCCAGAACCGGCCCCGGCCCCAGUACCUGAAGCGGUACCGGAACCGGCUGGGAGACAGCAGCUUCUCCCUCCUCACGGACAUGGAUGAUGUGACUCAGGUCUACAAGAAAGCGCUGGAGAUCUGCAACAAGCUCAACUAGCUCACCGGACACAGGGGUUAGGGACAAAGGAGGAAGGAGAGUAAUGACUUGUGCUUACAGGCUGGGUCCCUCUUUGAUGGCCAUGGCAAUAGAUUGAGAAACGGUUGGUGCCGUCUUGCUUAGCUAAGCUUGUAGCCUUCAGCCAGCGCCUAAAAGGGAGAAGUGGGCUUGCUGCCAAUUCCGCCAUGUUGUAUUGGUUAAAGCAGCCAAGGCUAUAAGCUCCAUCUCUUGAUUGGAGAGUCAGAAUUUGGGUCCUCAUUGACAUUUACUUUAUGGCACCUUCUGGAGAACCAGCUGUCCUGGGGAGCUGGUGCUGGCCAGCACAUUUUGGGUUGUUAGGAAGCCUAUGAGAGAGGAAGCAUUUUCCUAGAAGUCGUCCAAAUGCUUCUGGAGAAGGAGCAAGAGAGACUGGGACCAUUUGCUUUGGUUGAGCCCAAAAAACUUGCUCCUUCUCACUUCACAUUAACAAGCUUGUUCUGACUGUAUGGGGCUGGCAAGUAGAUAUCAACAACUGGAGCUUGAAUCGAUGAGUGCUGAGUGUGUUGGUUAGAGUAGUGUUCUGAUGUUCUGCCCAGGCACAUAGAAAAAGAGUGCUGUGGUUGAAUAGUAAUGUCUGCCAUAGGAAUGGAAAGGGAGGCAGUGGCACUCAAACCAUCCUUGGCCUGGUGAAGCCCUGGGAGUUAGCUUAAGGCAUCCUCUGGGAUAUUUAUGCCAGUAGUGUGGCAUUUGCUAAUUAGACUCUACCCCGGGUAGAAGACAGGGCCUUGGUCAGAGAGAGAAUGCUUUAAACUCUGCUGAGGACGUAGAAUCAGCCCUUGGUGAUUUUUCAGCUUCUUGCUGUCUGUGUCUUCUCCCGGGGAUGGACAGGGAAAGAGAUGGUGGUGUCAGGGGUCAAAACUUUGGUGUAUAAUUGAGCAUGGGGACUCUUUGUGGUCUUUGCACGGAUGAUUGGAAGUUGAUCCACACUUGCAAGGGGCCACUUGGUUUCUUUAAUGUCUAAGUAUUAACUGGAAUGCUGCCUAUUGGGCUCUCACCUGCAUGAAUGCCUUCAAUGGGAUGUAAUACUCACUGUCCAUAGUUUCCAAAGGAUUAACUGGUGCAACCAUUCGCCCUGUUUACUGAUAGCAGACGGUUUCCCUGUCCACUGAGUGUAGACUCCACAGAGGUAGAUGAGUUUGUUUCUAAGAAGUUAGCGUGUAGUUGGGGUAUAAAUUUGGAUGAAGAAAGGAAAAUUGGGCAGAAGUUGUUUUUCCCACAUCUGAACGUGCUAUUAUCAGGGUCUCAAACUUGGAUGUGGACUCCUGGGCUUUGGGGAAAAAGAAAGUUCUAUCCAUUUAAAUGAAUAAGGUGUUGAAAUGGCAGAGUGGGUUGGGAGGAAGCAUGUAGGAGAGGGAGCAUUUCCUUAGAAGUCUUCCAAACACUUCUGGAGGAGGGAGAAAAGAGGCGUCCCUUAAAAGUGAAGGACCGCCAACCUUAAAAAGUAACAAAACUAGGUGGUAUACUCUUUAACACCUAGAUUACAGGUGACAGGACUUCACGCCCACAAUGGGACAUCUUUAGGAUACUGGAUUUGGAAUUAACUGUCUCUUUGGGAUCACUUCUGAUUCUACUGGCCUGGGAAGAUUAAAACCUUUAUUUCAAGAUGGCUGACCUCUGAUAGCCACCUAGAUGUAUAAGGAGGACUAGUUAUGACAUUAUCUUUGGAAGAACCAACGAACAACAUAGGGAAAUGAGAACAAAGUCACCUACAGCACUAAGAACAGCAAUUAGAAAGAAUCUGCCUCUUCUCUAAGGGGAUGCUUCCGUCUCUCCCCUUUCCACCAGCUCUGGUGUUUUGGCUUGUGCAUUUUUUCAGGUUUAGAUGAGCAUGUAUUAUGGGAAGCUGCUUAAUUUCCCUUCGUUCAAUUCCACCUUCUUCGUGAACUCCAGUAGAGGUUAAAAGGGAAAAAUCUGUAGAUAGCGUAUUGGGUGCACGGAGGACAUCCUGUAACCUCCAAGCUCCCGCCUCCUUACCUCCUUUAUGCAACCUUUUCGGAAGGCCCAGCCGAUACUGCCACACUACUGGCCCCUCACGCAUGUUGGCUGGCCUGGUGGGUAGCUGUCAGUAUAACUUACCUAUAACACCUAUGUACUUGUCCAUGUGGUUUUUCCUUUUGCCAAGUGAUUGCAUUUGUUUAGUAUUUCCCAUCCUUCUAAUCUUUAGGUAAAAGUGGCUCUCUUAAAAAAAUCACCCUACCCCUUUUGCCCGCUCCCAAAACACAGGUGUGUUCUUUUUGUUAAUAAACUCAGACAGUAGAUUAUGGCAAAGAAAGGACUCGACUCAAGAGGCAAAGUUCUCGGUUGAGUCCUGGUCUGCUGCUAACUAGCUGCUGGCCUUAGGCAACUGCAGUGUCUUUGGGGCUCAGUUUUCCCUUCAGUGAGGGCUGGAGGGGUACACUAGCCAGUCUCUCAGGUCCUGCUCAGCUCUAAUGCUAACAUCCUCUGGUUCUAGAUGUAAAAUUGACUCUUGUUUUUCAAGGAAAAACUUGGAAGAGAUGGGAAAUCCCUUUAAAGUAGCACCUUAGCUUCCUGACUAAACCCUACCAUCCUUACCAGCCAAAUCUCCGCCAAGGAAGUCAUGCUUGUUUUAUUUCCAUGGAAUUAAAAGUGCGAGACACCUUCCUAACCCAGUGGACAAAGCAAGAUUCCAUGUCCGCUCUCCUGCCCCCUUCCUCACCUCUGUAGGCCUUUCAGUGUCUUAGUUUACACAUCUGCCAAAGGGGUAGAAUUAUACUUCUUUUUACAGGUAAAUUUCAAGGCACGAUCAGUUUUCAGAAAGUGCUUCGAGACCCCAGGUGAAAUGAAAAUGCUAAGUGCGGUCUGAAUGCCCAUCCCUGUUACCAGGUGCUGCUUGUGGUUGAUGGGGCACAUUUCAGGGUGGAAUUCAGGCGUGUUUUGCCCCAGCCUGCUGUCUUGAGUACAAAUGUGAAUGAUCAAACUGACUGCUUGUUGCCAAACUGGAAAUGUUCUGUAGGGGUUUACUGGCAUGUUAUCAUUCCUAGAAGAAAAAAAAAGAGAGAGAAACUUGACUGCACAUUUGUUUUUUUUUUUUUUUAAAUCCAUGUUGUGACUUUUAUUUAAUUUCUUUUUUUUUUUGGGUAAUAAAAAAGUUGACUUUUUUAUUUGAAUUUGUCUUUUUUUUAUUUAUUGGUCUGAAAGGCAUUUCAAAGGUAUUAUAAUAAUAUAUUGGUAUAAUUUAAUUGGUGCAGCAUGCUUUAUGGCUCUGGUCAAAAUUGGUUUUCACUCGUUUGAUUGGUUUGAGCCCAGAACAGCCUACAGGGAAAAAAAGCUGGAUAACCACCCAAAGUGUUUGUAUUUUCAUUGGAAACUGAUUUGUGUUUUUCUCUUUUUUUUUGGUUUUUAUUUUUAAAUUAAAUAAAUGGCAAUGAACUUAACUGAACUCCUGGAACCUUGCUUCUUUAUUUGGUGU